UUCGUACUAAGUGCAAUUUACAACCAAAGGUUGCCAAAGAAGUCAGCAGAUAAGGCUUUCUUCUUCACUCUACUUUCUAUCUCUCAUCAGCCAUGGCAGAAGCUUUAACAGUAGUAUUCCAAACCACACUACUCCCAUCUUUUUCCUCUCAAUUCCACCACCAUCUCUAUCACAAUCGCCUUUCAUCUCCUAAACCCAUUUGUACACCCAAAACCCACCACGCUCUAACCCCAAUUCAGUGCUCAAUUUCCACUACUGCAACCCCAAGUACUGCUUCUGCAGUGGACAGAAUUCCAUGGGGUUGCGAAGCCGAUUCUGUAAAAAAUGCCGAGGCGUUGCAGGAUUGGCUUACUAAGUCUGGUUUACCCUCUCAAAAGAUGAGGAUUGAGAGGGUGGAUGUUGGUGAGAGAGGUCUUGUUGCAAAUAAUAAUAUUCGAAAGGGAGAGAAGCUUCUCUUUGUUCCUCCUUCUCUUGUUAUUACUGCUGAUUCGGAGUGGAGCUGUCCUGAGGCUGGUAAAGUUCUGAAAAAGAAUUCUGUUCCUGAUUGGCCACUGCUUGCGACAUACCUAAUAAGUGAAGCAAGUCUAAUGAGUUCAUCAAGAUGGAGCAAUUAUAUCUCAGCCUUACCUCGACAGCCCUAUUCCCUUUUGUACUGGACACGUUCAGAGCUGGAUAGAUAUUUGGAAGCGUCCCAGAUUAGAGAAAGGGCUAUUGAAAGGAGUAAUGAUGUUAUUGGAACAUACAAUGAUUUAAAGCUUAGGAUAUUCUCUAAACACCCUGAUUUAUUCCCUGAAGAAGUUUACAAUAUGGAGACGUUUAGGUGGUCAUUUGGCAUCCUUUUCUCACGAUUGGUAAGAUUACCUUCAAUGGAUGGUAAGGUAGCAUUGGUACCAUGGGCGGAUAUGCUGAACCACAGUUGUGAGGUGGAAACAUAUUUGGAUUACGAUAAGUCCUCAGAGGGCAUUGUCUUCACAACUGACCGCCAAUACCAGCCAGGUGAGCAGGUGUUUAUAUCAUAUGGAAAAAAGUCUAAUGGGGAGUUGUUGCUGUCAUAUGGUUUUGUUCCCAAGGAAGGAACCAAUCCUUCUGAUUCUGCUGAAUUGUCAUUGUCACUAAAAAAAUCCGACAAAUGUUACAAGGAGAAGCUUGAUGCUCUAAAGAAAUAUGGUUUGUCAGGAUCUCAUUGCUUUCCUUUGCAAGUGACUGGUUGGCCGGUUGAAAUGAUGGCUUAUGCGUACCUGGUAGUCAGCCCACCAAGCAUGCUACAACAAUUUGACGAGAUGGCUGCUGUAGCAUCAAAUAAAACAGGGGCCAAGAAGAAUAUUAGAUACCCUGAAAUAGAUGAGCAAGCUUUCCAAUUCAUUUUAGACACUUGUGAAGCAAGCAUUGCAAAAUACACUAAAUUCUUGCAGGCAAGUGGAUCUAUGGAUUUGGAUGUGACCUCACCGAAGCAGCUGAAUCGAAGACUGUUCUUAAAGCAACUAGCCGUGGACUUGUGUAACAGUGAAAGAAGGAUAUUGUACCGCACCCAAUAUAUACUAAGGAGGAGAUUGAGAGACAUAAGAUCUGGUGAACUGAAAGCUCUCAGAUUAUUUGAUGGUUUCCGGAAUUGGUUUAAAUGAAAGUCUUUGGAAAUUUAAGCAGAUUGGCAUAUUGAUGCAAUUACCUGAUAACAAGCUGGGAUUAUAUUUCGAUGGUAAGUUUUUUGGCACAAAUGUCUCGAUGGUAGUAAACAUACCAUUUUGGUAGGAUUGGUUUUAUGUAAUGUGAAUUAUUGUACACCCUGACGAUGAAGUGAAGAUAAUAGAAACUUUUAAAGUUGCUUAUAUUGGCUAUAUAUCGUCUCUUUCUUCUCCUGUGAUGUAAAUUUAUUGGUUUAAUGUAAUGUGAAUUAUUGUACACCCUGACAAUCAAGUGAGGAUAAUAGAAACUUUUAAAGUUGCUUA
Chenopodium quinoa (quinoa) is the source of this 1946-nucleotide messenger RNA. Its product is annotated as ribulose-1,5 bisphosphate carboxylase/oxygenase large subunit N-methyltransferase, chloroplastic-like. The record is from RefSeq and is a predicted model, not a curated record. Gene Ontology annotation, cellular component: chloroplast. The coding region runs from base 93 to 1622 and encodes 509 amino acids. Gene Ontology annotation, molecular function: [ribulose-bisphosphate carboxylase]-lysine N-methyltransferase activity; protein binding; protein-lysine N-methyltransferase activity. NCBI's taxonomy places the organism in Eukaryota, Viridiplantae, Streptophyta, Magnoliopsida, Caryophyllales, Amaranthaceae. The transcript has 12 exons. Gene Ontology annotation, biological process: peptidyl-lysine monomethylation.